AUGGCGACCAAAGUCACUUUCAAGACCACCUUCGAGGCGGCCAAGACCAUUGAACCGAUUUUCACUGGAGGCGACAUUUCACAUAAUGCAGACGGGAACCUGCUAGCAACUUGCGUCGAAGAAGAUGUUUUGGUUGUUGACAUCAGGUCUGGCAAAGUUCUGUGUCGGAUAGAGGGCGAUGGAGAGCCCGUGACAAGUCUUUGCCUGGCUCCCAACGUCUCCCAUCUGGCCAUCGCUUCCAGAUCGCUCUCACUCCGCAUAUAUUCUCUAACACCAGUUGAGGGAUCGACAAAACUGGUCGCCGAUCUAGCCCGCACGCUAAAACCGCACACCACCCCUGUCGUGUCAGCGGCAAUUGAUGGCUCCGGGUCAGUCCUGGCCACCGGCGGCGCGGAAGGACAAGUCAAGGUUUGGGACAUCAGAGGAGGCUAUGUAUCGCAUACAUUUCACGGUCACGGUGGUGUUGUCUCCGCUUUGAAAUUCUUUCAGUCCAAAUCAACCAGCUCCUCAAACAGCCAAACAAGCCGAAAACGAAAGAGUCGAGAUGGAGAACAGAUGGAUGUCGACGAGUCAUCACCAGUGCAACAAAUAUGUCUCGCAUCAGGUGGGGAAGACGGCAAGAUUCGGGUGUGGAAUCUGGCUACCCGAAAAGCUAUCACCACGCUGGAUGCCCAUGUCAGCGUUGUCCGAAGCAUCGACUUCACGGAGGAUCAACAACUCCUCCUCUCGGCCAGUCGUGAUCGAACAAUCAUACUUUGGGAUACCCGGAUGUGGAAGCAGACCAGAGUCAUUCCCGCACUGGAAGUCGUCGAGACUGCAGGGUUCCUGGUCGCUGGGAAGUUUUGCUAUGCUGGAGGAGAGCACGGAGCAGUCAGGAUCUGGGAUGUCAGCACUGGCCGCGAGCUCACGGCAAAGCAAAAACCCGGGCUUGAAAACGACGCCAUUGUGACCAUUGUCCCUGUUCUCGAAGACAACACUGUUACCUCCAUCCAUCAAGAUCAGACAAUGAGAGUCUACGAUGUUACCAUAUUGCAAGAGCUUCAGGUAUCAGAGACAAUAGGAAGACUCCCCCUCAUUCGGACGAUUUCCGGCAAUUACGAUGAAGUCAUUGAUAUGGCAUGCGUCGGUCCAGAGAGAAGAUUAUUAGCUCUUGCUACGAACACAGAAAGUGUUAGAUUGGUGUCAAUCGCCCAGGAGAGCACACAGAAGGACGCUACACACUCCUCGCCGAGCUCGUUCGGAAACGAUGUUGCGCUUCUCGAGGGCCACGAUGACAUAAUAAUAUGCCUGGACGUCGACUGGUCUGGUCAUUGGCUAGCGACGGGCGCGAAGGACAACACAGCACGAGUAUGGAGACUAGAUCCAGCCUCGUCAUCAUACACAUGCUUUGCCGUUCUGGCCGGACAUGCAGAGUCCCUAGGCGCGAUAGCUCUACCACGAAGUCCACCCAGUGACGGACCUGUUUUGCGGAAUCCAUCAGGACAUGCCCCUGCUUUUCUUCUAACCGGGUCGCAAGACAAGACGAUCAAGCGAUGGGAUACAGCGAAACUCAAGUAUGACCCCUCGGCAACGGAACCGCAAACUAGCAUAAAAGCCUUGUUCACACGAGUCGCGCACGACAAGGACAUCAACGCAAUCGACGUCUCACCAACGUCAGCACUCUUUGCCUCGGCCUCUCAAGACCGCACCAUCAAAGUCUGGUCACUUGAGGACGGUUCCGUGACAGGAAUCCUCCGUGGCCACAAGCGCGGCGUCUGGUCAAUCCGCUUCUCGCCCGCAGGAACUCCUCCGAUCUCUCUACCCGAUGGCGGCUCAAGCGGCUCUCGCGGCCUGCUGGUCAGCGGCUCCGGUGACCGGACAGUCAAAGUCUGGUCCCUCUCGACAUACACGUGUCUCCAGACGUUUGAGGGACACAGCAACUCAGUCUUAAAGGUCAUUUGGAUCUCGCCAAGCAGGCCACCCUCCCGAGGUGAAGAGUCAGGAGAAGAGGCGCCACGACCUUCCCAGCAGAUUGAAGCGCCGGUGAUCGCCUCCGCCUCAUCCGACACCCUCGUGAAACUCUGGUCGCCCUACUCGGCCGCCGACUCUGAUCACCUCCUCACCACGCUAGACAACCACACCGAUCGGGUAUGGGCUCUCGUCGCCCCGAACUCAUAUCUAGCACCCUCUCCUUCCGCCUCUCACAAAUCCACCGAAAGCUCCUCGGCACCAACGACACAGACGUACCCCUACCCACUCAUCUCAGGCGCCGCCGACGCAACCCUAACGUUCUGGCGCGACACCACGCUCGCCACGGCCUCCGCGCUCUCCCACCGCGCCACCCAACGCAUCGAACAAGACCAACUGCUCCAGAACCACAUCUUCUCCAAAAACUACCGCGAAGCCAUCACCUUGUCCCUGGCCCUGAACCACCCUGGCCGGCUAUUGCGCGUCUUCCAGGACGUCGUAGAGCAGCAGAAUGACAACAAAGCCAGUGCCAGUGAGGAUCUUAACAGCAAAAGCAUCACCGGCGCGCGAGAGGCCGACGCCGUCCUAGCCAGUCUGGACAGGACGCAACUGUUCCAGAUGCUCGAGCACGUGCGCGAUUGGAACACCAAUGCGCGGACCGCGCCCGUCGCGCAACGCGUCUUGCAUUGUAUCCUCAAAUCGUACCCGAAGGCCACGUUCGUGGAGAUGGCGCGGGAUAAGAGACUCGUGGGUACUGCGGGUAGUGGGGGAGAUGGCGUGGUCACCGUUACUGCUAGACGAGGAGGCAGGGCCAAAGGGAGUGCAGGAGACAUGCAAGAGCUGCUAAGGGCGUUGGAAGUCUACACGGAGCGGCACUUCAAGAGAAUGGAGGAGCUGAUUGACGAGAGUUACUUGAUAGAGUAUACGUUGAGGGAGAUGGAUGAGGGGUUUGGCGGCGCGAUGGAGUUGACGAAUGGACAGGCAAGCGGAAAUGGCGUCGACACAGACAGGGAUGCAGACGUUAUUAUGGUGUAG
This is a messenger RNA of Cladophialophora yegresii CBS 114405, 2982 nucleotides long. RefSeq lists its product as uncharacterized. Lineage: Eukaryota; Fungi; Ascomycota; Eurotiomycetes; Chaetothyriales; Herpotrichiellaceae. The transcript has a single exon. Gene Ontology annotation, biological process: endonucleolytic cleavage in 5'-ETS of tricistronic rRNA transcript (SSU-rRNA, 5.8S rRNA, LSU-rRNA); endonucleolytic cleavage to generate mature 5'-end of SSU-rRNA from (SSU-rRNA, 5.8S rRNA, LSU-rRNA). The coding region runs from base 1 to 2982 and encodes 993 amino acids. The record is from RefSeq and is a predicted model, not a curated record. Gene Ontology annotation, cellular component: 90S preribosome; small-subunit processome; nucleolus. Gene Ontology annotation, molecular function: protein binding; U3 snoRNA binding.